Messenger RNA from Microplitis mediator, 862 nucleotides. Its product is annotated as speckle-type POZ protein-like. The transcript has 2 exons. Gene Ontology annotation, cellular component: cytoplasm. Gene Ontology annotation, biological process: regulation of proteolysis; proteasome-mediated ubiquitin-dependent protein catabolic process. NCBI's taxonomy places the organism in Eukaryota, Metazoa, Arthropoda, Insecta, Hymenoptera, Braconidae. Gene Ontology annotation, molecular function: ubiquitin protein ligase binding. Bases 34 to 636 code for a protein of 200 amino acids. The record is from RefSeq and is a predicted model, not a curated record.
AACACAAUCGAUAAAUUAUUGCCAAACGAUAUCAUGACACUGGGCAUCGAACUCAUAACUUACUUGGAUGAUGAUCCUAUAUUUCCUUUCGAGUGUAUAGAUUGUACCUAUAAACUAGAUCCCAAUUUAUCAGAUGAUUUCUUGGAGCUAUAUAAAUUUCAAGAUGAUGGUGAUGUUAUGAUUUGUGUGCAGGAUAUUAAAUUUCCAGUAUAUAAAAAAGUACUAAAAGCACGGUGUUCUAAAUUAUAUGAAAUGGUUGAUCAUCAUCAACAAAUGUCUGAUGGCAAUGAUAACCAAGUAGCUCUUACGGACAUCAAGCCAGAGAUAUUUAAAAGAGUUUUAGAAUAUAUCUACACUGGGAAAGUUGAGGACUUGGAUGAUCAUGCAGAAAAUUUGCUAGAAGCUGCUUCGAACUAUAAAUUAACAGGACUGAAAAAUUUGUGUGAAGAUUCCAUCAUCAACUACUAUUAUACCGAGGAAAAUUCUGAACAAGUUAAAUCAUUGGCUGUUAAUUGUGGUGCCAUUAAUUUAAUGCGAAACGUUCUUGGCAUAAAAGCAACCACUGGUGGCAUAGCGGUGUAUGAAAAUUUUUAUAGAAGUGGUAUCCUAGAAAGAAUGGAGAUGCUAGCAAACUAGAUGCCGUAUGCAGACGAUUUUAAAACUUUUAAAUAUGGCGGGCCCGUAUUCAUACAGCGCCGUAAAUAUAUGGAGACGUAUACAUACGACGCCGUAAAAUUACAGACGCAUAGUAUUAAAAUAAAAUAAUCUUCCCUUUGGAGGGAAUUUUACUCCACGGAAAUUAAUUAAAUACACGGACAUCCGCUCCGCAUUCACUCCAGAUUCAAUUCGCGUUCACACCGAA